CGGGACAUGCGGCCAUGGGAUGUGGACACUCGGAUCGCAAGUCGUCGGACUCGCGGAGAACGGCGUCCGUGUCAUCGUCCCCGGAUCGCCGGGACGUGGACGAUGCGCGGUGCGGUGGCCGGGCCGCGCGUGGUGGCGACGACCGCCGCGCCGAAGACGCGUUCGCGCACUACAACAAUUACGGUGUCGAGGGAUUUCACGCCGGGUUUCCCGUCCACCGUAUCACCAAAGUCACGCAGGUUGAACAAGUGGAUGCUUGUGAAGAACCAAACAAUAAAAUAUUUAUACAUGAUGACUAUAACAGUUCUCAAGGGUUCCCAGAAGCAUUAACAAUUAAUGGUAGUUGGAUAUAUGGCCUAAAUGCAGGAGGAUCAAGGAAUAAUUUAGACAUGUUUGAAAUUAAUCCUCAAUAUUUGCUCAAAUUCCCAACAGGUAUUUUAGAAGAAAACUUGUUUGUUACAAUUAAAAUAAUAUUAAAAAUAAAACGACUACACAAAAAAAAUCCAUUACAUAUUGCAUUUUUUUUAUUCAAAAAUGAUUUUGAACAAAAAGAAACAUUAGGAGCUGAGUAUUUUUUAUGCACUGAACCAGAAGGUAGUUCAGGAUUAUACAAGGCAAAACAAGUGAUCUCAGAAACAUUUGUAGUGUCUACAUUACGUAGCUAUGUAAUAGUACCGGCUACUUUCAAACCAUUUCAACAAGGUGAAUUUGUGAUCAAAGUGUUAGUUGACCGAAAAAUUGACUCCGAAUUAAAAAAGCUGAUACCGCCAACAAGACCAUCUGUUGGAAAUAUUAAUAUACAAUAAUAAUCAUAUUUUACAGAAUACUGAAUUUAUAUCUUAUGUUAAUAAUUUAAUUUUUUUCGAGUGCAUUUAAUUGUUAAAUAGUUAAUAAGCAAAUUAAUGUAUUUUUCAUGCAAAUAUAAUAUCGU
Molecule: messenger RNA, 931 nt
Organism: Metopolophium dirhodum (rose-grain aphid)
Lineage: Eukaryota; Metazoa; Arthropoda; Insecta; Hemiptera; Aphididae
Product: calpain-3-like
Exons: 5
Coding region: 15-806 (263 amino acids)
Biological process (GO): proteolysis
Cellular component (GO): cytoplasm
Molecular function (GO): calcium-dependent cysteine-type endopeptidase activity
Source: RefSeq, a predicted model, not a curated record